Molecule: messenger RNA, 747 nt
Organism: Raphanus sativus (radish)
Lineage: Eukaryota; Viridiplantae; Streptophyta; Magnoliopsida; Brassicales; Brassicaceae
Exons: 2
Coding region: 1-747 (248 amino acids)
Source: RefSeq, a predicted model, not a curated record
AUGAAAGGCUGCAAAAAAGAUGUUACACUUGCCAGAGCCCUGGAGGAGACAGAUCCUCUUCAUGGAGUUAUUGAGAGCAAGCAUCUGGGCUUGGAUCCUGUCUCUGGCAGACCGAAGAUUGCGAAGGAGGUUCUUGAUGGAAUGAGACAAUACCUCUUAGCAGCAGAUGGCCAGGAGAAACAGGCGAGAGAAGAAAGAGUGAAAAAAUCCCUGAAGGAUUUGGAUGAUGAUAUUCUUGGUCAGAAAAUCUAUCUGAGGUUGGAGCAGGUCCCAACGCUAUCAUCGAACUUAGAUAAAGGAAAAGGAACUGUCUUUGACUUCAGUGCGCAGGCAACUCCAAAUACAGCACAAGGAAAGCUAAUGGCCAGUGCCAUAGUGGCUGGCUCUAAAACUCUGCAGUCGGGGAAAAUCCUCUCCUUACCUCCAACUUCACACGGGCCUGAUGGCUCUUCUCAGUCACAAUUUCUGAUGGAAAGUUCAACGGGUUAUAGUGUUGGUAUCUCUGAUACUAGCAUUUCCGGGACUAUUCCAAAGAAAGCUAAACAGAGAAAGAGACCGGGUACCUAUACGAGAAAGGCUGCUGGAAAGAGGGUGGCUAAGGUACCAACUGAAGGAGAGAAAAUGGUGGGUGAAGGGAUAAUUUCAGAUGGGAAGAGGAAAGCACGAGAAGAUGUCGAGCCAUCUCAAAGCUCUGCAAGGUUUAAGAAACCAUUGGUGGUCCCAAAUGAGGGACCGUCCAGUAUCUAA